UCAAUCGCCGUUGCACCUCUGCGCGACAAGUCCAUCGUUCGACGAUCGGUGCGCGCCGCGAUCUCUGGAGAACGCGGUUCGUUUAGAUAGGAUUCGCAUCCCGACGGCAAGGGAGUGGUGGUGACGAAAGCGACGAUUUUUCUCCCGAUUGCCGUUAUGUAGGGUGAACGCGUCGAUCGGGGAAGCUUCGCGACGGUUGAGAAAUCGCGAGCACGCGUUCGUUUUUAUCGGUAAUAAAACGACUCUGAUAAGAUACGGAGAAAGGGGGACCAGCGGUGAGAGAUUCUCUUACCUAUCGACGCAUCGGUUGGCGGUUCGUUCGCGCCGGUGGAUCGCCGUCGAUCCCGAUACCACGAUAAAGAUCACGAACCGUUGACCCCCGCGGGUGCCGAUACUCCGACGCAGCUACGACGGUCACAGCGGUGAUAAGAGUGCGUGCAGGGGGGGGUGUGUGAUGCCCUGGUUAUGGUUAAGCGUGAGUGAGGUCAGUGGCAAGUGGAGGAGAAGAAGGACUGGCAGAGGCAGCGGGUCGUUCGAGUUGUCGUCGUCUGGGUCACCGUUGUUGCGUCAACCGCGGAGGAGGAGGAUAGGCGGUGGUGGUGGCGAAUACUCGCUGGUACCGUCGACGACGUCUGCGGCAACGUACACGAGGAUCGCCGACCAGUGACCAGAGUCAGGGUCGUCCUCGAGUCAGAGCCGCGUGAUUAUGGUGCACCAUCAUCAUCGUCGUCGCGGCCUUCAGGCGAGCCACCACUGCGUUCUCAGGAGACGAGGCGCGACGCCCUCGCUUCUCCAGGUCCUACUGCUGAUACUCGGUCUUUGGUUGCCGGUGCUGGACAACGGCGGCCUCGUCCUAGCCUGCGGACCUGGCAGGGGCGGCGGAAGACUCCCGCCCUUCAAGAAGAUCACGCCGUUGGUCUUUAAGCAGCAUGUGCCCAACGUCAGCGAGAACACGCUGCCUGCCAGCGGGCUCAGCGAGGGCCGCGUGUCCAGACACGACUCCAGGUUUCGCGAUCUCGUGCCUAACUACAACGCCGACAUCAUCUUCAAGGACGAGGAGGGCACCGGCGCUGAUCGUCUUAUGACACAGAGAUGCAAGGAGAAGUUGAACACCCUCGCAAUAUCGGUAAUGAACCAAUGGCCGGGCGUGAAGCUUAGGGUGACGGAAGGCUGGGACGAGGAGGGGAAGCACGCGACGGAUUCGUUGCAUUACGAGGGACGUGCCGUCGACGUGACAACAAGCGAUCGGGAUCGCUCGAAAUAUGGAAUGCUGGCGAGGCUCGCCGUCGAAGCUGGUUUCGAUUGGGUCUACUACGAGUCCAGGUCGCACAUCCACUGCUCCGUGAAGUCUGAAUCCUCGUCAGCGGCGAAGUCAGGAGGCUGCUUCCCAGGCAGGAGUCUGGUUCGCACGGAAGACGGCUCGGCGAAGAGGUUGGACCAGGUGCAGCUGGGUGAUCGCAUCGCCGCCUUGGACUCCCGCGGAGACAUCGUCUACAGCGAGGUGAUCGCGUUCCUGGACCGUUCCACGACAGAGAGGAGACAGUUCGUGCGACUGACCACGGAGUCCGGUCGAGUGCUGACCCUGACGCCAGCCCACUUGGUGCCAGUGGAGGGUAGGUCUUCCAUAUUCGCUGGGAAGGUGCUACCAGGGGACAAGAUCCUCGUGAGGGAUCCAGCGGACGAGAACGAGGUGGAGCAUCGUCUGCGAUGGGACAAGGUCGUGGACAAUCGACUGGUCCUCGAGGAGGGCAUCUACGCGCCCCUGACGAUGGAAGGCACCCUCCUAGUCGACGACGUGGUCGCGUCCUGCUACGCUUUCGUGGACAACCAGGAGCUCGCCCAUUUCGCCUUCCUCCCCUACAGAGUCUGGAGCAGCGUCAAGUCCUUCGUCGAGAGGAGGCUGGUCAUCGAAGACACGAGGCACAUAGACGUCAGGCAGGACUCCAGGACGAUGCAGGAAGGCAUUCACUGGUACGCUUCGUUCCUCUAUUGGGUCUCCUCGUACGUCACGCCGACCAGGAUGCUCUAUCAAUGAGGGUCGGUUCUGGACCGAGAAACUAGGUUGCAUAAAACGGACAGUGAGUUCGUGUGUUAGUCUCGUCAUGCGGACGCCCCGAAGAACGAAGGGAUAUUCGGGCGUCCUGAGAGAGAAAGGUGAACGUGUACAGAGUCGAGCAGCUCGUGGUUCCAGGAGACGCGGGCUCGGAAGUCCCUGGACCGACUGUUGGAAGCCCCUGUGCGUUUCCGGUCAUCCGUUGCUUCGUGGCGACUUGGGCCGAAUCCGAAUCGACUGGUCGUUCAAGGACACUCCUUCCACUGUGAAUCGAACUGGACAUUGUUCUCACUUUUAUAACACGGUGGCCAGUAUCGGGCAAAUAAUCGUUAAUUGACUCGCAAUGGUUGACGAUCGAAGUAAUCGUUAGCUUACGACCAUUGUCGAUUUAAAUUAAGCGUUAUCGAGUCGAAAAUAUAGAAAUUUCUUCUCAACAGAUUUAACAAAUGUAACUAUUUAAGAAUAUAUUUCAAGUAACCGAAUAGUACAGAGGAAUUAGUCAAUUACUGUCCAAGCCUGACGCCACUUUGCCUCUCUGGGAGGCAGACAGUUCGUCUGCAAGUCUGCGCGAGGAGAGGUGGGAGUGGAAGAGUGCUGUAGUGGGGAGAGUGCCUCGGUGACCUCGAGCAGCCAAUUAAUUCUGGACAAACUGCUGCCAGUAAAUUGUAUCUAGUUGGAGAGGGGACGAAAGGGACAGCCUUUCUCUCUGGUAAUUUUUGCAAAACGUACUCGAACGUUUGAAGACGAAACGGAUGUUAAAGAGACUCGGAGUGCUCGUUGGCCAAUCGGUCCAGCUCCGUUCACAGAGUGACGUGUAGUAUACUAGAUAUGUAGGACGAAAACAACGAAACGAAGCUUUAGAGAGGAUCGGAGCUUUUCUCUUAUUAUUGUAGUGUGUGUACAAUACGAAUAUAUAAUAUAAAUGUUUUCUUUCAUCGUUCCUUGACGAAUGCAUCGUGUUUUCUGAGAUGGAUCUGCGACGACCCCGGUUAACCGUGACUAAGAAUCGACAAUUGGAUCGAUCGAUUAAUGUAAAUCGAAGUGAAACGUGCGUGGAAAUAUUUUUCGAAGAUUUGUUACUGCGCUUCAGCGAAAUGUUUUUUAAUUAGACAACCUCUAUUUAACGGGAAAUUUUGGGAGAAUGAUUUCAGUUGAUCUUCUCAAAAAUAUUGGCAACAAUUUUACAAUGUAUUUUAUGUAUUCCGAAAUUGCGCUUGACGGGCUGUUGUACAAUUUCGUCGUAACAGUUGGGAAAAUUGUUAUCGAUUUUAUGAAAUACUGGCAAAAUGUGUUCAAUUAUAAAUUUCAUGUAUUCUACAAUACUCUUGGCAGGGCGUUUUAUUUUUCAUCAAUACCGAUGGAAAAUCGUUCGCGGGCUUAUAAAAUUCUCUAUAAAAUGCUUUAAACGAUCACGAUCAAUGUAAAAUAUAUAAUCCAGCUGCCGAUGCACGUUGUAGACAGAAAAUAUGUAAAGUAUAGUAGCUCUAAUAAAUUUUCGUUCGCGUAUUCUGUAUAUUGAAUAAAUUGCUCGUCGAUAUUUGCAACAAUGGUCUGCAAAACUUCAAACAUUGCACACGGUGCUUGGGGACAAUCUGUUUGCAAUGUUUAUGUAUGUUUCCACGAAACGUUUGGAAAAAAGAGAAAAAUAUGGAAAAUACGUUUGGUAUUUCACGUUUUUAUUUAUAUUUAUAAAUCGUACGUCCGUUGAGUGAAGUCGGAGGCACGUUCGCGUUCGUUGCAACGUACUGUCCCUUUUAAUCGCUUCUCACCCUUUUCGCGACUCGACUCUAAUGCCGCUAAUGUUAGAAAUCGUGUAUUUAUAGAAACCUCCCCCUUUAAAUCCUGACAAUUCUCGUCGGGUGACGCUUCACCUUCCGCUUCUGUCACUUUAACGUAACCAGAAUCAUCGAAAGUAAAAGUAUUACGUCCGCUGUCGCUUGUCUCGAGAGCGAUCCACGCGAAACGAAUAGAAUAGGCACGCUUAAAUAAACAAACAAACAAAAAAAAGAACGGAAAUAAUUAUUGUACAUAGUCCGCUAUCUGCUUUCCUUUUUGUAUCUUUUCCGUAGAAACCUCGACUCGUUUUAAUUUCGUUCCGUGUCCGUUGCUGCAUUUUAACGCUAUCUCAUAGAUGGAACAUCGAAUUUUCCCGACCCCUCGCCGUAUAGUGAUCCUAGCGUGAUGAUCGCGUUUCGGUUCGAUCGUCGAAAUCCGACAGGAGAAAGGAGAAAUUAACUUACGCUAGAGCGGUUGCUACAUUGUCGACUAAGUUAUCCCCCCCUUUCCCCCCAGAAAUUUAUAUAUUAUAUAUUAUUAUAUUAUAGUAAUUAUUAUUAUUAUUAAUAUUAUUAUAUUAUAUUAUUAUUAUUUGUACGUAGCGCAAAAACAAAUUAUAAAUUAUGUAUAUAUACCAUCGAUAGAAUGAAUUAAAACAUU
This is a messenger RNA of Hylaeus volcanicus, 4489 nucleotides long. It is a transcript of the gene hh, whose product is annotated as sonic hedgehog protein. Gene Ontology annotation, biological process: multicellular organism development; intein-mediated protein splicing; cell fate specification. NCBI's taxonomy places the organism in Eukaryota, Metazoa, Arthropoda, Insecta, Hymenoptera, Colletidae. The coding region runs from base 707 to 2035 and encodes 442 amino acids. The record is from RefSeq and is a predicted model, not a curated record. The transcript is spliced from 3 exons. Gene Ontology annotation, molecular function: patched binding; calcium ion binding.